Porites lobata is the source of this 10383-nucleotide messenger RNA. NCBI's taxonomy places the organism in Eukaryota, Metazoa, Cnidaria, Anthozoa, Scleractinia, Poritidae. The record is from the annotation of a GenBank genome assembly.
GGAGCAAUAUGGCGGUCGCAAACAUGUAGGAUUCGCGUUUUCUAAAACAUUUUGAUGUCAUCAGUUCUUCUAUUCCGGUCGCCUUCUUUAACACCCAGGGAAGAUGAUUACCACAAGGUGAAAAUAAUAGUCGUGUAACUAUAAAGUUAUUCAUCCAACAAAAGGAAUAAUGACCUCAAUAAUCUUUUGUAGCGGUUGAGCGAAGUCUGGUCUCAAGUCUAGCCGUUUAGAUUCAUUUAAAACUUUUUACCUGCAAGGCUAUGCAUUCACUGCCCUUCUAUGAUUCUUCCUUUCCUUUUUAAUGUUUUUCCUGUUUUAAGACUUAACGAAAGGCAAAUACGCUAUUUAAAAAGUGUUUUAUCAAGGGGUUACUACAAUAGUAUAGGCUAUUAAAAAUAAUAAAGUAAUAAUAAUAAUGAGAAUUAAUAAGUAAUGGUAACAGGACUGAGUGGAGUCCAAUUCGGUCUGUAAUCAUACGAGUGAUUAACAAAAUCGGACGACCGCGUAGCGGGAGUCCGAUUUGUUUAAUCACGAGUAUGAUUACAGACUGAAUUGGACGACACGAAGUUCUGUUACCAAUUAAUCAUAACUUUAACAAAACUUGUGAUACAAUAGGCUAUUUUUUAAACCAAAACGCAAGAAAUUCGAAAUUUUGCUUUGCUAGCAGUGAAAAAAAAAUGCCAUUUAAGCGCAGCGUGAUGGCGCGUACUGUCCAAUUACUUAGGCAUGAUGCGUACUGUCCUAUUUGAACUGUCCAAUUAAGGCUGAAAUCAGGGCAGUUGAGAGCCAAUCAGAUUUGACAAUUUUGUUAUAGUUAUGAUUAUAAUAAUAAUAAUAAUAAUAAUAUAAAUAAUAAUAAAAGAAUAUGAAGCCACUUAUGAGUAUUGCUAGUCCAUCUAUCACUGGGUUACCUUUGGCGAUAUGUUGUAAACCCAUAAUCUUUUUACACAGCUGGGUGAUCAUAGAGACCAUCAGUAUUAUAAAGCAUAAAAAAACUUCAGCAAAUCUUUUUCUUUUCUCUCAGGUCUUGUUGGAUGCUGGUUUUAAGCCAUUCUCUAUCCCCGUACUGUCCUUCAAGUUUGAAAACCAGCAAGAACUUGUGCAAAAACUUGAAAAAUCAGGGGAUUAUGGAGGUACUACAUGACUUUCAAGUAUGCCUGCAAUAAUAGGCCUAUUUAGCAACAGAAUGGGAAAGUCAGUUGACGACGGCCCACACAAAUUAAACAACUGGCUGGACCAAUCGCAGAGUGGCAAAUUGGGCACCGGAAGUAGCAUUUAGUCCUUUCCCUUGUGCCUUCCCGUCGUCAACUGACGUUCCCUUUCUGAUGCUAAAUCAGCCUAUUAUAAUAGGCCCUUUGCAGCUAGCCAUUCACGUGGUGCAAAACCUCCACGCUGGAGAGCAAAAGUCGCACUGGGACAAGACAAGCUAAAGACAUACAUAAUCUGAAAUCAUAAUUUUCUUUGGGGAUCCUGUGCAUGAUUAAGAUACUUGUACAAAUACAGCAAAACAAUGUUAGGAUACCUGAUUCUCUGUGGUGGGCAAAAAUGAAGAACUGAUACCACAGUGGAAAACCUUGGUAACAAGAAGUUGGAGAUCUGCAGCCAAGGAUCAAAAAUUGCUGAAUCAACCCGCAUAAGUCCACAUGAAGUUUUACAGUCGUGAUUGAUUAAUACAGUCUAUCAAUUAUUAGUGAAGAAUAUUAAUGGGGAGGGGAGGGGGUUUGAAUUAAAAGAGAGGGGGGCUUAUUAACUUUCUUUCCCUGAAAGGCAGGGGGGGGGAGACUUACUAGGGAUUUAUGGUAGGUCACUGAUGGCUCAGUGAUUGAUUUAACCCUGGUACUCUAAGUAGCUUUUUUACCCUUUGAAUUUUAUCACUGUGAAUUUUAAUAUUAGUAUUCAGGUUGACUGAACAUAAUGUUUUAGGCAUGAUUCUUACAAGCCAGCGUGCUGUUGAAGCCAUAGAAAAAUGUGUAACAGACAUUAUAUCACAAGAAGGUCAGUGUAGGUUUUCUCACAUUUUAUUAAAAUUAAUAUAAUCAUUAUGGUCACACUUAUAUACUGAGUGAUUCUAUAUUGACAUUAAAUUAUUUCUAAAUUAUAUCCUAGUUUGGAGAACCAAGAUGGCCAAGAUAUGGCAACAAAAGUGCAUUUUUGUGGUAGGAAAAGCUACAAGAAAUGCAGGUAAAUUUUCUAAGACUUAGUAUGUCAUUGAAGAAACUAAAUGUUAUUUUUCUGUCAGUAAAAGAUUCUGGAAGAUAAUAAACAAUAAAAUAAGAAUUCAGUGAAAUGUGUGUUAUAAAGAAAAUUCCAUGUAUAUAUUGUGUGGAGUAUUAUUAAACAGAUUAUGAGUACAAUGUUUAAUAUUUAUAGUCCUUUAUGCUUUUCUUCUCAUUGAUGAGACUGUAAUUUUAAUUUUUUUUAAUUUGUACAGUCAAGUUUCAUUUGUUAAGAAAGAACCCCAAAAAUUCUUAUCCCCUGCUAAUAAAAUGCAUUGUCUAAUUUUUUAAAACUAAUUAUUUGUACCAGGAGUUAGAGUUUAUAAUAAUACUAGCACUGUUUUUUUUUUAAAGCCAGUGACAAGCUUGGACUUGAAAGUUCUGGUUUUGAGGCUGGUAGUGCAGAGUCUCUGGUUCCAAUCAUUCUUCAGGGUAAAAAUUUAAGAUUAAUUUCUUGUAAUGAUAUAUAUCAAUAUUAGUAAUAUUAAUCAAAGGUUAGGGAGUGCGGGCGAGUAUGUUUCAGGCUUCUGAUCGAAGGUCAAAACACUCUUGCUCCAAUGCUGGUGCUUUAUGCAAGUUUCUUGUGAUAGAUGCUCAAAAUGUGCAUGAUCAGAUUACAAGUGACAGAAGGAACAAACGCGCGUGAUCAGAUUGGUUUCUGUACAUUCCAUUCAUUCCUAGUGGGAGUCCAAAUGAAUGCUGCCUUUAAUAUAAUUUUGCAACCUGGAGAUAAGGAUUGCUAGCUCCUCCUGUGACCCACAAUUAUUAUCACAAACAAUUAAAAACCUGUGUGCUAUCCAAAAUAAUAAUUAUUAUCAACACGACUUGUUAACACUCUACCCAUGACAACCACUGUCUUCUGGGUCCACUGGUUAUAAGGUUACCGAAGGGAUACAUACACGUACAGGCAAACCUUGUCGAAGUGUCUCUUCACUUUCUUUCCCUUGGAGUUUAGAGGGGAAGGGACAAAGGGAGAGCCUUGAUGCAAGCUGGGGGGAUAAACUAUAGAAAGGCAACAUUAACAUACUUAGUUUUUGCUACCAAUGUUUUUGAAGCUGUAGAGCCAGGCAGCAACCCACUGUUGUUUCCAUGUGGUAACUUAAGAAGAGAGACAAUACCAGUGGAGAUGGCCAAAGCAGGUAAAGGUUUUGGCAACAAUAAUUUUUAUAAGCCAUAAUUAAGUUGUCUCCAUAAGCUAUCAGAAACCACUAAUUGUACAGUGUGGUAUUAAUAAAUAGCUUUAGCCAGAGCUUAAAGCCAAACUCCCAUCUGUGCAUUUUAAAUUUACUGCAGAUAAUGGACUUAAAAUUAUUAAAAAAAACCACAAAUAAUUAUACUUUUGAGGGGAAAACCAUAUGACUGAAAGACAUGAACUUGAGGCCAUGAUCAAUUAAAAGCUAACAACUGAUCAGCAGAAAACUUCAAAAAAACAUGUGACCUUGAUGAGUUGGCACCUGAGCCGACGAUACGGUCAUGUGACACUGGUCAGUGGAUAACCUGUUUUAGUUGACACCUGUCAAUUGACCAUAACAUGGAUGUCUAUUAUCAGGUGGUGGUGUGGUGCAGUUGGACGGGUAGACGGGCAUAUGGUCACGUAAUUAACAAAAUUUCUUGGAUGGAUAGAUUGUCAAAUUUUCUUAAGUUAAUGGGGCUCCACUCGUGCGCGCAGAGCCGUGCUAUAAAUGCUGUAUGAAUUUUCCCUUGUAACAGAUUUUAGUCUGGUCAAAAAACCUGACAAAAUCUUUGAAAAGGGCUAUGUCAAGCUAUUUGUAUGUUAUAUCUUAAGUUUUUAAGAGGAUAAAAUGUACCUUCGCAGUGACAGAAUUCCAAAUUUUACCUACCUUGAACGUAUUAGCAGUUUUUAAAAAUGUGGUCAGUAUACACCUAGUCAGUGUUUCACACCUAGUCUGCAGUCCUUGUUUUAUACUGACCACAACACUAACCUUACAUUAACCAAUCCACAUUGUAUAUCUAAUAACCUUGCCUUGUCUUUGAUUGUUAUGAACAGGGAUAGUACUUGAUGGUGUGCAGGCAUACACUACCUGUGCUGAUCCAAAGAUAAAGGAAUCUUUGAAAGAUUUUGUUAUGGAAAAGGUAUUACCAAUAAUCAAAGCCUGUAUACCCAGAACAUAAAAAUUAUCACAAGACCCAAAAAAGGGAAGUGCUCCACUACAUGCAAGCUUAAAGGAGGGAUAGUUUUCAUGCAGGGAAAUGGCUGGAGAUGUCUGUAAGUAGGAUGGAAGCUGGGAGGAGGAAUGAGAUCCCUCAAGUCACACCUUUUAUCUUGCACCCAAUAUUUUUUUGUGCUUCCUCUACAUGACAGGCUACAAUAUUGUAAUCAUACGUAAAAUAAUUUAGUAACUGACAGAUAAUUUUACAUAACAUUGUGCCUUUGGAUACCGGGGCAUAAUUUAUAAGCAAGUGAAUGAUGAAACUGAUCCUGUACCCCAGAAAAUGGGGCUUAAGCCUUAUCAAUUUCAAUGCACUUUUCAACCCUUGUCAAGACUGAUGCUGGUGGCUCACAAGACAGUGUCUUUAUAUCUAGGGAUUUCCAUCAUACGCAGUGUUUUUCAGUCCCUCUGGAGUUACGUUUACAGAAGAAAUUUUGUCAGGCUUGUCAGGAUGGCACGAAAAUGUCAAGGUAAAGUAGUGGCCUCUACUUCACUCUAGUUUGUGCAGGAAUUGAAAAUUAUGAUUUGUCAUAAUUUCAAAUUUGUUGCACAUGGAGUUGAAAGACUUCUAGGGGGUGUUAUUAUGUCCCCUUAAAAGUGCAGUAUUUAGAAAGUCAGGGAACAGGGGCUGGCUGUGUCUGUGAAGCUGGAAUGUUUUUAAUUAAAGAACUCCGCAAAGACCAAACUGUAAUUUCUUGGAAUUGGAAGGUCAACAUGCCCCAAGAAAUUGUCACGUGAGAGAUGGAGGGUAACAACACAAUCCUACAAGUAAAAAAAGUAAUUUAUUUUUCAAAUGAACACCUUGCUUCAAAAUUACAGCUGCAGUAAACUUUAACUAGCUAUUAGCCACAUGGCAAUUAUUGAUAUGAACGUGAAGGGUCCAAAAGCAAAUCAUACAGUUGCACACCCCAUAAGAAACCAACCAAAAUGCAAGAAUUGAUGAUCUUUCAUGAUGGGUUUCAGUGUAUGGUGCUUUGACUGAGAAAAUGAUUUUCAUUUCUUUUUUGGAUAUGCAUACAUGAUCCACAUGGAGGUGCAACAAUGUCACUUAUCAAGUAGCGGUAUCUUUCUCUAGUGAAUCUUUACACCCCAAUAUCUACACUCAAAUUCUCUAAACUGAUGUUCAUACCUUUCCCUUAAGAAACAGUUGAGAGAAUUUCAUUAAAGAUCAAAGAAGUUUCCCUUCAGUGAUCAUUUCAUUAAUUCCCAUAACGAAUUCUCUUGAUAUGCGCCAAUAUUGCUGGGAGAAAAUUGAUGUUAAAGGUACAUCACUUUGUUCUAUAGCUUGUUGCAAUUGGAAAGACAACAGCUGAGGCAAUGAAAAGUAAAAGUUGGAAUGUGACAGCAGUGGCGGAGAAGCCGAGUCCACAAGCUUUAGCACAGUGCAUUGCAAACAGCUCAAAAGCCAUGGCAUAAAGCCCAAUGGCAGUGACGUAACAGUAACGUUGGGGAAAAUCAUUCAUGCAACUAAUGUCCUGUCUUCAUACACCAGGCCCCAGUUGUUAAAAAGGUGGAUAAAGUUAUCCACUGGAUAAAUCCCUAUCCAGUGAAUAAUGCAAUUGGUUUCCCCGAUAUUUAUCUGUUGGAUAGUGCUAUGCAACUUUUGAAGAACCGGGGCCAGCAUUACUAGAGACCUUUAAAUUCUAAGACGAGUACGACUACAAGUACGAGAUUUUCUCAACACUAAGUAGUGCAAGCGCGUGAACCAGCGUCAUUAGGGACUUUAAGAACUGACAACGCGGUGGUCUGGAAAACGCGAGGACCGAGAGUGGGGCUGGGGCGAGCACCGCGUACUAAGCGCGGGAAAUAUGUAGUUAAGAUCAAGAACGCGAUCAUUUAGACUAGUCAUCGUCUGCAAAACAGUAAAACGCUUUUCACCUUUCCCUACAAGAAUGACUCAAAACUCAUUUAAGACUUUACAGGAAGUUUUGCUCCUUAGUCUGGAAAAAAAGCUAAUAGAUGACGAAGAAUUUGCCGUGCUGUAUGAAGAAUUCACUCCACAAAACCUUCCGUUUCGCCACUGGGAUUACGAAAAAUUUUCCCUCGAAAACAAAGACCCAGCAGAGUGUAAGGCAGACUUCAGAUUUGAAAAGAGUGACAUCUCAUUGCUGGUGCAUGUUUUACAGAUGCCUGAUACCUUCACAUGUCCGAAUGGUACCGUUUGUGAUUCAACAGAAGGACUUUGUGUUAUACUAAAGCGCUUUAGCUAUCCAUGUAGGUUGUCUGAUAUGAUUUCUACUUUUGGUCGAUCAGUACCCGAGCUCAGCAUGAUUAGUAAUGAAGUCACUGAAUGGAUGUACAAUGUUCAUGGCCAUAGGAUUACCGAAUGGAAUCAUUUCAUUAUGUCUCCUAACCUACUGCAAACGUACUCUGAAGCAAUUCAUGACAAAGGUGCCGCCUUGGAAAACUGUUUCGGCUUUGUUGAUGGAACGGUUCGUCCCAUAUCAAAACCAGGAGUCAAUCAGAGAGCUGUUUACAAUGGCCACAAGCGCGUUCACGCCCUUAAAUUUCAAUCCUUGGCCCUACCAAAUGGAUUGAUUGGCCAUCUGUUUGGACCAGUAGGUAAGGGUAUAUUAAUUCAUUUUUUAUGUUUUUACUUGGAGAGACAUUUUUAUCACUUAUGUGAACUUAAAAGUUAGAUUGAUUUUUUUUUUUCAUAAUGUUAAUCUGACGUUUCUUGAUGACUCCCUCCUGGUCUCUCAAAUCAGAGGUAUUUUCAGUAGCUCCCACUUUCAAUUGUUAUUAGAGGAAAUGGUUGUCCUGUCACCACAGACAAAUAAAUUAUAAAUAAUUUUCUGACUUAUAGGCCAUAAGUACCUGGACUGUAAGAAUAAUAGCCAGCGAAUCCUAUGUUUUUUGCCUACUCAAUUACUAAGGUAAUCAAUGGUCUAUAUAGGUAACAGUUUGUCAGUCAGCCAAUGUGUGACUGAUUGUGGUUCAAAAUUAAUUUUUUUGGCUCUUGUUCAGAGGGACGAAUGCAUGAUGCGAGAAUGCUGGACACAUCUGGCCUCUAUGUUGACCUGGCACAGUUCGCCUUUUCCCCUGCUGGACAGGAGAUGUGUAUCUACGGGGAUCCGGCAUAUCCUCUACGUACCCAUCUGCAGUGCCCCUUCAGAAAUGGGGUGUUAACAAGACAAAUGGAAGAGUUUAAUGCAUCUAUGAGUUCUGUACGUACAAGUGUGGAAUGGUUGUUUGGAGACCUUAUAAAUUAUUUCAAGUUUCUCGAUUACAAAAAGAAUCUCAAAAUUGGCCUUAGCCAUGUAGGAAAAAUGUACAUUGUUUGUGCACUUUUGCGGAAUGCUUUAACAUGUCUCUACCGCAAUACGACUGCUGACUACUUUGGCCUUGACCCACCAUCACUAGUCGAUUACUUUAGCUAAAAUACUGUAAAAAAAACACCUGUCAAUGCCUAAGUUUACAUAAAAUCUUGCAUAAAAUCCUGAUUGAACAGUUCUUGUGUGUUAUUUGCAGGGAUUGUAACAACAAGCAGAUCUAAACAAAGGGGUGGCAAAUAAUGCUCUGAGUUCAACAUUUUGUAAAAAUGUAAAUCUUAAACGUAUAAACAUCUAGAAAUAGAAAUUUAACAUCUACUUGUUAAGCAUUUUACUCAUGACGCCCAUGACCUGCUGCAUCAUGAGCAUUUGUUGCUGCUGGGACUGUUGCUGUUGUUGCUGAAACUGCUGCUGUUGCUGUUGAUUUUGCAGUUGUUGCUGGUGCAUUAGCUUCAGCAUAUCAGCCUGUUGUUGUUGGACUUUAAGUUGUUGUUCCUGUCUUCCCUUUUCCAGCUUUAGUUCCUUUUCUCUAAUUUCUGCACUCUGCUGUGCUCUUUCCUUUAGAAACUCCAUGGCAUCUCCAGUUUUUCUUCUUGUUCGUUUUGGUUUGUCCUCACCCUCUUCGGCUUCCUCUCUCGCCCUUUUUUUGGUUUGGGAAAGCCUUUCCAUAGGUUUCAUUCUUACACCUUCUGCUUUAGCUUUGUCAGCUUUAUCCUUACUACAUGUAUCUGUGGGAGCACUCUCUUCAAGUGCAAUAAUUUGCUGUAUUAGCUCAUCUAGUUCACUUGGCUCAUCUGGGGAUAUUCCUGACGCUCUUUCUUCAGCUCUAAUUUUUUUUUUGUACUUGUUUACCAAGACAUUGAUGUGGUCCCGGAUGGCUCUCUGGUCAACGUUAAAUUGCGGAGAAGCACAUUUGUUUAGAACAUCUACAAUUUUCUUCCAAGUUUCACUGCGCUGGGGAGACCCCUUUUGUAUAAGUAGGGAUUUUCAAACACUACUUCUCUGCACAGUAUAAUAUUGUGCUGUUCAGUCCAGUACAUAACAUUGCUGUGUGAAAACAAAAACAAAGAGAAUAUUAGAAUAAAAUUCACUCCAAAAAAACCCUUUCUUUUGAAUUGAAACUAAAUGCUGUUGUCAAUCUUACAGCUAAUUUUAUGCUUGUUCAAAAAAGUGAGAUUUUUUCUUUAAUGACGUUUAAAGCUCACAAAUUUAAAAAGCGGCCUUGCUGAGGGAAAGAGACCUCACCCAUAACUUACACUUUUACGAAUAACAGCAGUGGAAUAAUGCAUUCAAAGCCUAACGUUGAUAAUUUAAAAGAUUCACAUUAUCAAAACUUCAAAUGAGAUAGGCAACAUCAUCUAACUUCAAAUACAAUCUCUCUUUAGUUCUAAUUUUUCUUGGUUUGUUUUCGCUUCAGAGUAUUAUCUAAAACAUGGCUCAUUAGUAACAAUUUCAAAGAAAUAAAUAAAUGGACAUAACACAAUAGCAGAAAUGUCAGAGUCUUAGCUUUUGAAAUGCUACGCUUUAUGACAGUAGUCAAGGUAAUGAACUUAUGUUUCCUCUUAUAGUGGGCGAUUUUUGAAAGUUAGCUUUAGUAAGCUUUCUUUAGUUGAGUUUUAAUCACACUCAAUAUCAGGAAACGCAAUUUCAGAUCAUCAUGAAAUAUCAAGCCUGGAUCUAGUAGAGACUCAACUAGAAAAACGGAAUAGUCUUAGCUAAAUUAUUUAUGAAGCUAAAAUCGGUCAUCAGUUGAUGGAACAACCGAUAAAGUUUUAUUCUGAUAUUUCACAUCGGAGCUCGUUGGAUUAGUCAAAAACAGAAAGAAGACCAAGUAGAAUGCUAGGACGCCUGACAACUAAAUUGUAUCAAGCAUGAGAAUAGCCGCAUGAAUGUAGUGAUAAUUUCCCUCGACUGUGAAGGAAAAUGAGAUUUUGGGAAACAUUUCAAGGAUAAUUAGAUGACUUACUUUGAAGAUCUGCUCGACGCCAUGUGCUUGCUCACCUGGAGGGAACAAAACGUUUUAAACUAUUCAACUUUGGUCCUUUUCGUUUCAAAAAUGAUGCCUAACCUUUGAAGAAGCAAUAAAUUUUAAAUUCCAAUUGACAGAAUAGUUGUGAUAGACUGGUAAUUAUAGUGAUUUGCUUUAAGUAACAAGGCUAAAUACUCACGUUUUCCAGACGACGCCAAAUCUCUUCAGGCCGCGUUCUCGAGAGCGGGAGAAAACGCUAAGCGCAUGCGCUCUUCAUCCGAAACUGGAAAAGUCACUUCCGGUCGCGUCUCCUACUCACCGCGUCCUGGGUUCUUAAAGUCCCUAUUUUGGCGGGAAAACGCGGUAGCCGUCGUCAUUCUACUACGAGUUUUAGCGCGAAUGUCGUGGUGGCGAAAACAAGUUAUCAAAUGUUAGAAGUUUUAUCAUUUUGCGAUGGGGAAAGCGCGUAACCUCCUUCACUUAAGGUAACAGUGCUAACUUUUCUAGUGAAAAACGGUAAAAUGAAGCUUUUCGGGAAGUCUAUAUUUUGAGAAUACGCGAAAAAACUUCAAGUCAAAUCUCGUACUCGUAGUCAUUCUCGUCCUCGAAUCUAAAGGUCUCUACUAACAAAAAGCACUGUCAGGCCAGCUGUGUUCUAUAAGUACACUUUUGCCUUGGGUAACUUGAAAGUCCAACUACAAAAGCACUUCCAAAGUGUUUUUUUCAUUCUCCAAAAGACCACACUUGGAGGCCCA